Messenger RNA from Rubroshorea leprosula, 692 nucleotides. NCBI's taxonomy places the organism in Eukaryota, Viridiplantae, Streptophyta, Magnoliopsida, Malvales, Dipterocarpaceae. The record is from the annotation of a GenBank genome assembly.
UGCAGCAUCUGGAUAUCACAUUUAGGCGGGAUCCAACUAAUUACCGGCCAAGAAUCAACAAAUUGGAUUCAACCAAGGACAGAGAGCAAAAGGCUGCAGGAUCAUAUUAUUAUUUGGAUGAUUGACGUAAUUAGCAAACAGUGUCUGGUUGCAACAAAAUGACAGGGGCAUCUGUGUUGGGUAAUGGCGGAAGAUCUCAGCUGAGCUGUUUGGAAAUUUUGUCAUGCAAGAGGUCAUUUCGCCAGUGGAGGUCAUUUCGCCAGUGAGGAGCAUGUGUACUCUUUUGCAUAAAUGAGCUUCUCACACUAGUUGCUGAUGCCACUUUAUAGUCAAAUUCUAUAGUAUGCUUUUCUUUAUACCAUCUUUGUAAUUCACCAGGUGCGUGAUGGUUAUAACUUUUAAACUUAGUCAUUGAGGUACAAGUUUGCUUUUUGUGAUCCUUGAGUCCAUAUUUGACUGAUUCCAUUAAAAUAGUCCUGGGAAUUUUGAUCCUAUUCAUUUUCUGCCAAGAGGCUUUUUCUCCAUGAAGUAUCUUCUUUUGGUUUGUGUGUAGACUGUAGAGACUCUUCCUUUUUCCAAUAGUAAUAUCCUGCUGGCAUCCACUGGACGUUACAUGGUAAAAGUUCCUGAAGUCAUCUUGGGAGUUCUAAAUGUCAUCUCAUAGCAUUCAGCAAUGAAGCGGACGGCUGUUU